CGUACCUGUCCGCCCCUACACCACUUUACCUGAAGUUUGGCUCCGUCUGAUGCUCUGCUCCCGCUAGUCUGUAGCUUGAUCAGCGGUCAUGAAAAUGUUGUAUAUUAGCUGCAGUUUAGUUUUGGUAUGGUUGUCUCUGCCAGGCAGUUCGUUUGGCGAGGUAGUGUUCCGAUGUCCCAGCUGCACCGCCGAGCGCCUGGCUAGCUGCCCGUUGCCCGUGACGCUCUGUACCGAGAUUGUGCGGGAGCCCGGCUGCGGCUGCUGCCCGGUGUGCGCCCGCGAUCAAGGCGAGAGCUGCGGCGUCUAUACUCCACGCUGCUCCUCAGGUCUCCGAUGCUAUCCUGAACCGGGAUCUGAAUUACCCCUGCAAGAGUUGGUGCAGGGCAACGGGCGCUGCGGACGGAGGGACGAUCGCGAGAAUAAGGGUAGUUAUGAGCAUGGCAUGGAUACGGGUACGGAGUUACUUGAUGUCUCAGAGGUCAGCCUGACAGACCCCCAACCAGAAAAUAAGAAAACAAAUGGAAGGCCUGGCAUUAAAGAUAUUGCUGUUUUACGGCUGAAACUGAUUGACAAAGGGCGCCAACUGAACAAGGGGCCUAAACCUUCUCCAGCUCAGGAGGAAAGACGGGUCAGGCCUAAAGCAAGCUUAUGCCAGCAGGAACUGGACCAGGUCCUAGAGAAAAUUUCCAUGAUGCACCUUCAUGAUGACAAAGGUCCCCUGGAACACCUGUACACACUAAAUAUCCCAAACUGUGACAGAAGGGGUCUUUAUAACAUGAAACAGUGUAAGAUGUCAGUCAAUGGACAGCGGGGUGAAUGCUGGUGUGUAAACCCAGAAACUGGCCUGCAGAUUCCCGGGUCUCCUAUCAUAAGAGGUGACCCUGAAUGUCAUCGCUACCAGGCUGGGCUGGAAGUUGACGGUUCUCUAGGCAUUCAAAAAUAGCCCUCCAACUGGAAGGAAAGAUUCAGCAAAAGAAGUAAAGCUCAACUGAUGAAAGAAUUCAGUUCACAUAACUGCUCAGCUACUGAAUAUGUUGUUCAUUCCUGUUUAUUUCAUGUAAUAUGUAAAUAUGGUUUUAGCAAGCAGACCUCAAUAAUAUCACAUUUGAGUACUCAAAACUUUUAAGUAUUAUAACACUGCCUUGAUAAGUAGGAGACCUAUUGGUGCAUUAAGAAAAAAUAUCUGAAAAAACAGUGUACAGGGGUAUUUUUGAUUGUGAAGGAUUCCAUUAUGCAUUCUGAACUCAUCAGAAGUAAAUGUGUAAGCAAAUCUAGACAAAUGUAACCUCUUUUUCAUACUCAAUAUGUAAAUCAGAUUUUAUUUCAUAUUUGGGGAUUUUGUCAUUUUCAUAGGUAAUUAGGUUUGUUAAAUUUCAUUUUGAAAUGUAUUUAUGAAUUAUUAUCAGGUUUUUGUCAUCUUAAUUUUUCCACCUCAGAACUACUUUAAAUCGGGCGUGUUACCUUAUUGUUGCAUGUUGUCUACCUGGUGCUGUGUAAGUUAGUGAGCGAUUUCUGAAGAUGACCGUUUUUUUUUUUUUUUUUGAUGGAAUUAAUUUUUGCACGACACAAGUAAUUCAGAAGUAUUGUAUGUAAAGUGAGUAGAAAGCAAGACAAAGAAACUUUAAUUUGAUAAGUAUAUUCAAUUGCAGUGAAGCAUAUUUUUGCUGAUAUACAAUACUUUUAUGCACUGUGUAUUAGCCAUUUUGGUGUAAAAAUCUAAUUGGAUAUAAUAACAUAUAAAAUCAAACAGAUGACAUUGAGAAAUCUUCAUAAAUAAAUGAUGAUUGAUUAAUGUAA
Molecule: messenger RNA, 1797 nt
Organism: Erpetoichthys calabaricus (reedfish)
Lineage: Eukaryota; Metazoa; Chordata; Cladistia; Polypteriformes; Polypteridae
Gene: igfbp2a
Product: insulin-like growth factor binding protein 2a
Exons: 4
Coding region: 89-943 (284 amino acids)
Biological process (GO): regulation of insulin-like growth factor receptor signaling pathway
Cellular component (GO): extracellular region
Molecular function (GO): insulin-like growth factor II binding; insulin-like growth factor I binding
Source: RefSeq, a predicted model, not a curated record